This is a messenger RNA of Populus nigra (black poplar), 944 nucleotides long. RefSeq names its product inactive protein RESTRICTED TEV MOVEMENT 2-like. The record is from RefSeq and is a predicted model, not a curated record. The transcript has 2 exons. Bases 236 to 826 code for a protein of 196 amino acids. NCBI's taxonomy places the organism in Eukaryota, Viridiplantae, Streptophyta, Magnoliopsida, Malpighiales, Salicaceae.
UUGAACUCUCCAACAGGAAAAGCUUGGAAUAACAGAUGAACAAUCCCACAAGGAAAGCUGUGUAUGAGUAUGAACAUAAAAUAAUAAUUAAACUUGGAUUCACAACGUUUUUGCGUAGACACAAGGAAGAGGCCGAGUUUAUUAUAUAUACAGCAGCCGUGCGUUUAUAAAUUAUCAAGCUAGCCAGCCAGCCAACACUACUUCUGUCCAUUAGCUAGCCUGAUCAUUUCAUGCAAUGGCGAAUAUUGGAGGAGUGAGACCGGGAGGGAUUGCAGAGAGAACACGCUCGCGUCACCACCUUGUUGAAGAGUACGUUCCUUCUUCGUCUUGGACAGAGGACUCGAAUAGCCACUGUCUUCUCGUUGAUCUUCCUGAUUUUAGAAAGGAGGAAGUGAAGCUUCGAGUAGAUGACCCUGGGAAGUUAACGGUGAGCGGAGAGAGGCUGGUGAACAACAGCAAAUGUAUAUAUUUCGAGCAAACGUUCAAGCUUCCACAUAAUUCAGAUACUGAUAAUAUCACUGGAAAAUUUGAUGGUGAGAUUCUGUAUGUAACUGUUCCAAAGCAAGAAGAAACGUCCGAAGAGCCUGAUCUAAACCAGCCUAACACUAUCGGUGACCAAAAAUACAAUAAUGAAAUAUUAGAAGAGAAGGAAAGUAGUGGUAACAGCAGGGAUGGUUACAGACUUGUUCCAAGGAAAUGUUGGGGACAGGAGGAUGAGGCUACACCAUUAGAAAAGGCUUCGAGGAUGAUGAAGAAAAACAAGGGGAUUUUACUGAUGGCUGUUUUAGCAUUUUCACUUGGGGUUUUAGUUGGGAUAUACAAAUAAUGAAAAUGAUAAAUAUAAAAUUUCUUAGGAGGUUGAAGUAUCCCGUUUGAUAAAUUUAGAGUUGUUUAAGGUUUAUACAAAGAUUGUCUGAAGAUUAGAUUUUCUUUUCGGUUUUGAA